Molecule: messenger RNA, 234 nt
Organism: Aphanomyces astaci
Lineage: Eukaryota; Oomycota; Saprolegniomycetes; Saprolegniales; Verrucalvaceae
Exons: 1
Coding region: 1-234 (77 amino acids)
Source: RefSeq, a predicted model, not a curated record
AUGCCCGCGGGAUGCGGUGAGAAAGACACGUUGGGGUACAACGUCGACUCCGAAAGCGGAAGUUCAGGCUCCCCCGUCUUGAGUCCAGACGACGACAAGGUCGUAGCGUUGCACAACUGCGGUGGCUGCGAACUCGUUGGUCAAAACACAGGCAUCAAGAUGCCGAAUAUCGUCGCCCUAUUGAAGUCCAAGAACCUGUUGCCCAAGGAUGCAGUGGCCGAUGAUCUCUGUUAA